Molecule: messenger RNA, 1007 nt
Organism: Cryptomeria japonica (Japanese cedar)
Lineage: Eukaryota; Viridiplantae; Streptophyta; Pinopsida; Cupressales; Cupressaceae
Product: transcription factor bHLH25
Exons: 3
Coding region: 7-984 (325 amino acids)
Molecular function (GO): protein dimerization activity
Source: RefSeq, a predicted model, not a curated record
UGAACCAUGGAAACGUACGAUUUUAGUCCCAACAAUGGUGCCUACAGCCCCAUUCAAUCUUUCUUAGAAAUUACAGAAGCUACUUCGGGUGUUAAUGAUGCUCCUGAAAUCAUUAUAAUGGAUGACGACCAGUUUGAGCUUCCUCCUUACGAUGUCAUGAUGGACAGAUUUGAUCAACAGUUUGGGAAUUCCUUACAAAAUGGGAUGUGGGCACCUCAAUAUAGUGCAUUCAAUGCUUACAUAGAUGCGCAUUCAAACACCGCUGUAGAUUCUUUGGUAUCCUCUCAGACUCUGCACAAAAGAUGUUUCAGAUUUCUGAGAAAAAUCGAUGAAGAUAGAAAGUUAGAGAUCCAGAGAUCAUGCCUGCCGCAGGAAUCACUAAUGGCUCCCUCAAAUACAAGAAAGAAGAAUCAAGCCAAAACAGCAUUUCACCACAUGAUUGCAGAACGCAAUAGGAGAGUCAAGUUGACUCAGCAUUUCAACAAUCUUUACUCGCUUCUUCCUAGAAGUUGUAAGAAAGAUAAGCAUUCAAUUUUGUCGAAUACUACAAGCUAUUUGAGAGAAUUAAAACUUAGGGUUUGUGAGCUGGAACAACAAAGUGAGAGCGUCGAGGAAUCGAUUCAGAGGAAUUUCAGAAAUACUGAAGGAGGAAAUGGUGGGUUCGAGUCCCACGACAAACCUUUUUUCAAUUCAGAAAGCUCAUUACUUUAUCGUAGCGACGAUGUGAUCUUGGAGCAAUGCGAGGAUUUCCCCUCCCAAGUUAAAAUUAUAAUUAAUGAGCAGAGAAGAAUCGUUUCAUGCCCACCAAGUCUGUUAAUCAAGGUGAUGGAGCUCUUCAGAGCAGAGCAGUUGGAAAUCCUUUCAUUUUCCCAUAUCAAUGGAUUUCGAUUUCAGGCUAUUUUCAUCGUACUACCAAAGGGUGAGGACUGGGAUAUUUCACAGUGGCAAAGCUUUGGGAGUUUAGUCAGUGGGACACUUAACUGAGCAAUGGAGGAACCAAAGGAGUG